Drosophila obscura is the source of this 4900-nucleotide messenger RNA. RefSeq names its product oxysterol-binding protein-related protein 8 (gene Orp8). NCBI's taxonomy places the organism in Eukaryota, Metazoa, Arthropoda, Insecta, Diptera, Drosophilidae. Gene Ontology annotation, molecular function: cholesterol binding. Gene Ontology annotation, cellular component: membrane; intracellular membrane-bounded organelle; cytosol. The record is from RefSeq and is a predicted model, not a curated record.
AAUGGCGGUGGUGGAUGAGCUCAUAUAUACUCGUACGAAAACGAAAAGAAACAAGUUUAGCUUUUUGGAACGAAAUGAUGAUGGCUGGACGGUGGGGCAGCUUCAUUCGAACGUGAAUCGCGAACGACGCCGGAUGAACGACAGCGGACGCCCACGACGGCCCCAACCAACGAUACAGAUACGAAAAGCGUGUGACAAAGCCCGCAUAAGUGUGUCCAUUUCUCUCUGUGUGUCUGUGUGCGUGUGUGUGUGUGCGUAAAAUUUUACUAGCAGCAGCAGCAGCAGCGUUUUUCUUUGCCAUUGCUACUAAUUGGUGGGUUUUAAUGUUACGUGGCCAUAACGCGGCAUUAAUCUGGAUUAAUUAACAAUCGGCUGAGGAACACUGACAACAGCUGAGCUGGAGAAAACGACGUAGCAUCUCUGUCGCUCGCUCUCCCCCUCGCACACACUUUUAGUUUUCCGUUUUUUUUUUUUGGCAAUACUUUGCUUGUAAGCAAAUCGAUAGAAGAAUCUAAAAUCCAAAACAAAAACAGAACAAAUUCAAAGUGCAGAAAAAAACGAAGGUAAACUCUCUCGCGGCAACAACAAAAUCAAUAAUUGGCCCCGUGCCCGUGUGUUUGUGUGUGUGUCAGUGUGUCCCUCGCUCUGUAAGUGUGUAUGGGUGAGAGAUUGUGCCUUUUGCUGGACAACUGGAGCAAUGCCCUGCUGAUUGAUCAGCCCUGAACAGAAGAACGUUAAAAUUGCAACCGAAACAGUGUAUCCAAAUCGAGAGUAACCAUGCAGUCAGCGCCCGCAACACAGCCUGGUGGCAGCGGCACCCAUACGCCCGUCAAUCCCACGUCCAGCUCCUCCUCCGUCACAGGCACAGCAGCUGCCAGCACCAGCACCAGUACACCCAUUAGGAUCAACAGCGCCAAGCACUCUGGCGGCGGCGAUUCCUUGCUGCCGUCGCUGGGCCUUGGCGGCGGCAGCAGUGGAACGGGUGCGUCCACCUCCCACUCGAUGCCCGGCACACCGCAGCAGUCCAGUAGCGUUCCAACGGGCAGCCAUCUGCAGCUGCAGACUCCGAGCGCCACCGGGGGCGCCGUGACGCCAUCGGGCCUCUCGAUGGGCGCCUCGAAUCAAUCGCUGGGCGUGAGCGUUGGUGCUGCCAGCAGUGUCGGCGGCAUCAGCAUUACGCCACCAAACAGUGCUGGCCUCCGUCAGUCGACAGUAUUCGAUUUCAAAUUCAAACGGCGACCAUCGCUGAAAGUGCUCUUAACGAAACUGCCAUCCACAGACAGUUUGAGCAACAGUCCGGCGCCAUCAUCGCCAGGAAUCGCCAAUUGGGCCUCAGACAAUCGUGACGGCAAUGUGGCAGAUAAGUCAGCUGCUGAUGCCGCCAAGCUCAAUCGUAAGGAGUCCUACAAGGCGCAGAGGAAGAACUACAGAAGAGAGAAGAAACGAGUGGCCAGCGAGCUGAUGAAUUCCCUGCAGGAUCCAGCCGUAAUUGUGCUAGCCGAUUGGCUAAAGGUCCGUGGCACACUCAAGUCCUGGACGAAGCUGUGGUGUGUGCUCAAGCCGGGACUGCUGUUGAUCUACAAGAGCCAGAAGACUAAGAGUAGUCAUUGGGUGGGCACCGUAAUGCUCACCUCGUGCCAGGUGAUCGAGCGGCCCAGCAAGAAGGAUGGCUUCUGCUUCAAGCUCUUCCAUCCCCUGGAGCAGUCCAUUUGGGCGCCACGUGGACCCGACAAGGAGACCAUCGGUGCCGUUGUCCAGCCAUUACCAACCGCCUACCUGAUCUUUCGAGCGCCCAGCCAGGCGGCUGGUAAAUGCUGGAUGGAUGCCCUGGAGCUAUCGCUGCGCUGCUCCGCGCUCUUGCUGCGCACCAACAGCAGCACAGCGCCGUCCAACACGUUUGUGGGGGAACCGCUGCUGCCCGUCUCCCACGAGACGCAAUGGUCGGAGGCGGACUACGAGAAGCACUUCAAUGACCAUGGUAAGUUUGGUCAGUUUCUGGCGCUGCCGCCCGACUUGGAGUCGACUUCGCGUUCCGACAGCGGCAGCCAGCUGCCCUCGCGGGCCCAGACUCCGCUGCUGCAGCAGCUGUACAGCAGCGCCGUCAGCAACUGGGAGCGCACCAAGCGGCUGCCACACUUUCGGCAGCAUUCGGAGCAGCGAAAGAGCUCCUACAGCGAUGCCUCCUCGAGCUGCGACUACGCUUUGGGCACCCAGCGCAAGCGUCGCCUUCUGAACCCCGCCAGCAAGUCGCUGUCCCUGGGCGGAUCAGGCGCACUGGGCGGCAGCCGCAGCAGCUCGAGCGACGAUGAUAACGAGGAUGACUAUGACUCCACGAGCGUUGUUAGCCAGGCGCCAGGCGCACAGCCUGUUCCCCGGUUCCGCCUUAAUGUGAAGGAUCUGGACGCGGACAGUCAGAAUGAGGCGCCCAAUGCCGCCAUGUCGGGUCUGGAGUCAGAAUCGGAGUCGGAUGCGGGUGAGCCGCUGCAGGAUGAUACCCUAGAGCAAGCCGCCUGCGUGGAGACCAACUAUGCCCCCUUCACCGAGGAGGAAUUCGGCGAGCAAGGGGAACAGGUGGAGGAGUUGGCCGAUGAGAACAAGAGCCUUAUCUGGUGCAUUGUGAAGCAGGUGCGUCCUGGCAUGGAUCUGAGCAAGGUGGUGCUGCCCACAUUCAUACUAGAGCCGCGCUCCUUUCUGGACAAACUCUCCGACUCGUAUUACCAUGCAGAUUUGCUCUCCAAGGCCGUGCAGGAGGAUGAUGCAUACACGCGCAUGAAAAUCAUCGUACAGUGGUACCUGUCCAGCUUCUACAAGAAGCCCAAGGGCCUGAAGAAGCCCUAUAAUCCCAUAUUGGGCGAGACUUUCCGUUGCUAUUGGCAGCAUCCCGGCGGCAGUCGGACAUUCUAUAUUGCCGAGCAGGUCUCGCAUCAUCCGCCCGUGUCGGCAUUUUAUGUGACAAAUCGCGAGGAUGGCUUCAGCAUCACCUGCUCCAUCUUGGCGAAAUCGAAGUUCUACGGCAAUAGCACAUCCGCCGUCCUUGAGGGGGCGGCCACCAUGACGCUAUUGCCGCGCGGUGAAUGCUACAUUGCCUCCACGCCCUACGCCCACUGCAAGGGUAUACUGAUGGGCACGCUGUCCAUGGAGCUGGGCGGCAAGAUAAACAUCGAGUGCGAGAACACCGGUUACAGGACGGAGCUAGAGUUCAAGCUGAAGCCAUUCCUCGGCGGCUCCGAGUCCACCAAUGUCGUUGUGGGCAAAAUCAAGCUGGGCAAGGAGACGCUGGCCACCAUCAAUGGCCACUGGGACAAGGAGUGCCGCAUCAAGGACACCAAGACGGGUGAAGAAACCCUCCUGUUCAAGGUGGAUGGCGAUCUGCGGGCGAAGCGUCUGCCCCGGUACCUGGUCCCCAUUGAGGCGCAGGAGCCGCACGAGUCGCAACGCCUGUGGGAGCGUGUCUCCGAGGCCAUUGCACGCGAGGAUCAGGUGGCCGCCACCGAGGAGAAGACCAUACUGGAGGAGAAGCAGCGGGCCGAGGCGAAGGAGCGGGCGAGCAACGAGGCACUGUAUGUGCCCAAUCUCUUCGAGCUGGACAGCUACGGGCAGUGGAUAUACAAGUACGCGGAUCUACGGCCCUGGGAUGUCCGGAACGAUGUGCGGCAGUAUGAGUGCCAGUACAAGGUGCUGACACAGACGCGCCACAAGUCGGUGCCCAUUGUGCAUGGGGCCGAGGUAAUGCAUCCCCUGCGCAGCUCCCUCGAACCGGUGGCCCGCUCGCACAGACAAUCGGGCACAGCCUCCUCAAAGGCGCCCAAGGCCAAGAACAAGAGCCUGGUGCUGGCGCCACGAGACACUAACUCGGACUCCAGCCAGUCGCCCCAGGGUGUGGUCAAGCGCAGCUCCUCCAGCUCCAUUAGGCAAAUCAACUUGGCCCUCGAUCAGGUCAACCGCGUGCUGGAGGUGCACUCGAAGCAGCUGAACGAUAUUAGUCAGCGGCUGGAGCGUAUGCAGUAUGCACCACCGCCGCAUCUGAGACCGGGCGCACAGAAUAUGCUGGGCGGCGGUGUCGCUCUGUCGACGGUGAUCAAGUCAUUGAUUUAUGCUCUUAUUGGGCUGACUUUCAGCCUGAUUCUGCGCUGGCUGUUCAAGUAGACGGGCAGCAGUGGUAGUUGCGGGCGCAAUUUGUUUAGACUUAAGAAAACAUUUUGGUCAACGUUUAGAUAACUUAUAACCCCCAACCCCCCCCACUAUAAUACAGAUUCAGACUGUAAACAACUCGCAUUGUAUUGUAUUGUAUUGUAUUGCCUUUGCCCGCUGCCAGAGAUGUGCAGCUAGAAGCUCCAUUUGCGCGAGAAUCCAAUCACGAACUAAGUCAUAAGUGUUUUGCCGUAAGUCCAGCCCUCCCCCAGUCCUCUACUGCAGCUCCUCUAAAAUACUUUUUGGGUAGGCUAGGCUAGCGAAUAAAUAUGUACCUAUAUAUAUAUAUAGACACCACACAGACACAGACACACAUAUAAAUAUAGUAUAUAGUUGCACCAGAUUUCGUAAAAAUUCCAAUAUAUUCGAUAACUAGUUCGCUUUAUCCGUGUUCUUUUGUUGUUCUUGUUGUUUCCUUCUUUAAGUAAUUAUUCGGAUCGGAUAUGUACCCUUUACACUACACCUGUUUUCCAUUUAGAGUGAGUAACGAAACGAAAACAAUGCUCGAGAGGCUGUCUGCUCGACGCUACCCGCACCGCCGCCCUAGAGAUUUAAUGCGAAAACUGCUUAUAAUAUGUAUCUAAUUUUAGUCUUAUAUCUUAUAUACAUGACCUGUUUUUCCCUGUAUUCAACGCCCCCCGCCCCGCCCCCAAGACCUGCAAGCAUUUCACUUGAAAUGCAUAUUUAAUAAACUAUCUUUUUUCAAAUC